UACUUUACUCCUCUUUUAGAAACAACACAAGCUGUGAAACACAGCAGUUAAACUUCUCCAGCAAAUGGACUGUUUUAAUACUGCAUUCAUCUGAUUGCACGAAAGAGAUUUGAAACAAUGAAACUGAGGCAGCUAAUGAGGCUACUUCUGUUUUGGAGUACACUUUAUCUUCAAACACCUGAUGGAUCUGCUGUUACGGUGACCCAUGAUUUAAGUGAGACAAACUCCAAAAUGAGUCUGGAGAUUCUGGAGGAAAAACGGAGCCCAUUACAAAUCAAGCCUAAAAUCACAGUCAAUGUCAUUCCGGGAAAUGCUACAGAGCUACAAUGUAGGAAUGAGACUAGCGAAGGAUUGGUUAUGUGGUGGCAGACCCCCUUUGGAUCAUUUGGAGAAAGAUACAAGUUCAGCACUAAGGACCCGAUAGAGAUGAGUAAUGGGAAUUUGAGGAUCUCAAAGGCUACGUUAAGUCACACUGGACUCUACAGUUGCCACCUUGUGGAUAGUAGAAGCACAACAGUCAUUCCAUAUAGAGUAAAUGUACUGAACAAAAACACACACGAGACAAGAACGAGGAUAAGAACAGCCAGAGAGGCCGAGACAUCUACCAUGCAAUACUCAGACACUCACUUCGCAGCAGCUGUGUCAUCCUCAGUGUUGGUCACCUUUAUAGGGGCGUUUACACUCGGUGCAUUCAGCCAACCCUACGUCAUUAAGUGUCUACAAAGAACAAGGGCCAGGAUGUGUCCUAACAAAAGCAGCCACAGAGAGACUACGAGAGUCGGUAGUCAUAGACUCGGGACUGUGUUUUUCCGCAGAAACCCAAACUCUGUAGAAGACACUGUAGAAUUUGCGCCAGAGUCCUCAGCAUCCGCCAAGGCUCCUUCUAACAUCAAGACAAACCAAGAGAACCAAGAUGGAGCUCAUCUGGAGCGUGACUCAGUAAGCAGCGAUGUUGAAAAUGGCAUAGACAGCACAUCAAAUGGAGACGCUGUUGAUGGAUCAGAUCAACCGAAAGACCAAGCAGGAGAUGAACAGAAAGCCGAACUGGGAUCAGAGACGAUCAUGCGCCAAAAGCCCAAACGAGUCAGUAGAGUUAUUAAACUCUACAACUACGAUGAAGAUGGAAACAAAUACAGUCACAUUAAAGAACCUGAAGACAACCCUAUACCCAGACAGAGAGUGACGUCACUUACUCGGCUCCAAAGCAUCAUGAGCGAGGUGGAAUCACCAGAUUUCUCCACCAGCAGAGACUCAACCAGAGACUCAACCGAACCAGAUGAAGCUCUCAGCAUGACUUAGACAUUUAAACACCCAAUUUGGACAAUUUUAAAAGAAAAGUUAAUACAUACUCAUUGCCAUGCUUUAAGAUAUAUUUCAGCAAAAGUCUCAUUGAUACAAGUUUCCACCAAUCACAGAUAUGCAGAAACAUGGUGGUGUCCAGUGUUUGCUUUAGUGGAACACUGGAACUAAGCUUAAUGUGGAUAACAGGCGAUGGAAGUCUCUCUCAUCCAACAUGCAGUAAGUCAGUGCUCUAGACCACACGAGCAGGUCUGGCUAACAUUAAUGAAGAAUUGAGGUUGACAUGUUUACAGAAAUGAUUUUGGGUAAUGUCAUCUGAAGGACGUAUACGAAGGCCUGCGCACGUAGCAGGAAAAUAGAAACGUCACAUUUUCUGUGAUAUACCUCUAGACAAGUACCAAUAUACAAUUUUCAUAUCAUUAUGACAUACAGUAUAUAUCACCUGCCUAACCACUUACCAUAUCAAAUAUUAUAUAAUAACUAAAAUUUAAAAUGAUAAAUAAUUUUUUAAUGAUUUUAUGUAUUUAAAAAAAUAUUCAGGGUAAACGCUUUGUUAGUCAUGUUCUUAAAAUUGUCUUAAAAAUUUCUUUAAGGCCCUGCUGGCAUAAAAUUUCCAAGAGUGAACUUAAGUAAACAGAGUAAACAGGCUGUAAAUAUGCUGCUUCUUGAAAUGAAUCAUUUGAAGUGUCUAUAACAAUAAUAUGUGCUGAGUACUGUGUUAUAUGAUACACUGCCAGGGUGUUCAAAAAUUUUUGUAUUAACACACUUGGUUAAACCUCAAGAAAUGGGUUCAAGUUUAAAACUCUAGAAUUUGAAACUUUAAGUAAGAAACAGAUCCUAAGAAACGAUUGUGACAUUUUAUUUCAGUGAAAGAAGAAUCUAGGUCUAACUGUAAUGGCCAAUUUGGAUCACUCCAGUUAGGCACUUGUAGCAAAGAACAUAUAUUUGUCUAGUAUAAACUCCUUAAUGUAUGUUAAUGUACAGUUUUCCAGUAACUGCUUGACCAAACAAGUGCACUCACUUUUAAUAAAGAACUCAUUUUAGAAUCUCAGAAUCUCAGAGCAGACAAUGAAUAAGUCCCUAAAUACAAGAUUUAGCUAAUUGGUGGAACAUUUGUUUUAUUUUUCUUAAUUAAUUCAUGGGUAAUAUAUAUUACCAAUAGUGGGUAAACUAUAAUAAAAUGUUGAGAAAUUUUGA
Molecule: messenger RNA, 2496 nt
Organism: Pangasianodon hypophthalmus (striped catfish)
Lineage: Eukaryota; Metazoa; Chordata; Actinopteri; Siluriformes; Pangasiidae
Exons: 3
Coding region: 118-1299 (393 amino acids)
Source: RefSeq, a predicted model, not a curated record